This is a messenger RNA of Dentiscutata erythropus, 308 nucleotides long. The record is from the annotation of a GenBank genome assembly. Lineage: Eukaryota; Fungi; Glomeromycota; Glomeromycetes; Diversisporales; Gigasporaceae.
AUGAAAAAAAAACAAUUAACUGAGGAGGAAAUGCUUUUAAAAAAGCCAGAGAUUGCACAAAGAAGAAAGCAUCAAAGCAUCCAACGUGCUGAACAAGAUAAGAUGAACACAAUUAAUCACCUUUUAAAAAAACAAGCAUCUAAAAAACGAUCAAAGAAUCAGAACGAAACUGAUAGUAUUAACAAAGAUGAUAAUGUAACGAAUCCACAAACACCGGUUGCAUUUCGUUAUGUUACCAACAAGGAUGGUUGUACAUUAUCAGUUCUAUAUGAUGUUGAGAUGCCAAUUCAAUUUUUAAAAGGACCAAA